AUGACAGUCUCUGGAGAUUCCAACCUCACCAACGGCGCCAACAGUGCGGCCAACGGUGUAAAUGCUGCCAGUGGUGCAAAGCCAUCGUGGGAGGAACUCAGCGCGAAGAAGCGCAGCGAGUUGCAAGCCUCUAUACCUAAAGAAUGGCGCAUCCCAGAAAACUUGAUGCCUCCAGAUUCACAAGACGACGUGACAGGUUGGCCUGAGGCGUCUGGAUGGUUCACAGAGGAAGAGCUGGCCAUCACCAGCUUGACUGCUGAAGAGCUCCUCUCCAAGCUGGCGACAGGUGCUUUGAAGUCGCUGGAUGUUACCCAGGCGUUUUGCAAGCGAGCAGCUGCGGCGCAUCAGCUUACAAAUUGUCUAUCCGAAAUCUUCUUCGAUCGCGCCAUCGCCAUGGCCCGCGCUCGAGACGAAUACUUUGCGGAAACAGGCAAGCCGAUGGGCCCUCUACACGGCCUUCCCAUCUCGCUCAAGGACAACAUCAACGUCCAGAACGUUGAUUCUACGGUGGGUAUGGCGGUGCAUGUGGGCGAUCCAGCCAAGGCCGACGCAACGCUGGCCGAAAUUCUGGCCGAGGCUGGCGCCGUCUUCUAUGUCAAGACGAAUGUGCCCACAGCCAUGAUGAUUGCUGAGACGGUCAAUAAUGUAUUCGGACGCACCUUGAACCCGAGAAACAGGCGAACGACGAGCGGUGGCAGCUCUGGAGGAGAGUCUGCGCUCAUUGUCAUGAAGGGCAGCCCCGUUGGUGUUGGAUCAGAUAUUGGCGGCUCACUUAGAAUUCCAGCUGCCUGCACAGGCAUCUUUACACUUCGUCCUUCGUCCGGCCGUUUCCCCGUACGAAACUGCAGAUCCGGUAUGCCAGGCCAAGAAGCUGUCGCCUCUGUCAAUGGCCCAUUGGCCCCUACACUUGAGGGCGUCAAGCUGUAUAGCAAGGCUGUCAUCAACGCCCAACCCUGGCUCCGAGACCCCAAAUGUGUGCCGAUCCCCUGGAGAGAUGCAGAGCUUCCCUCGAAGCUCCGGAUUGGCGUCAUGUGGCACGAUGGCAUGGUACAGCCCACGGCGCCCGUAGCUCGCGCGCUCAAGCACACAGUCUCAAGGCUCAAGGCCGCUGGCCAUGAGAUUGUGGAGUGGGAUCAUGCUGACCAGGCCGAGGGCUACCUGCUGAUGCAGCGCAUGUUUGUGGCUGAUGGCGGCAUGACUAUCAAGUCACAAUUGGAGCCAACUGGUGAGCCCUUGAGGACCGAGAUGGCACCCUAUGGCGUUGCACGAGAACUCAGCACUGCGGAGAUGUGGAAGCUGCACUUGGAGAGGACUGAUUUCCAGAAUCGCCACUUGGAUAGAUGGAACAAGGCCGGUCUUGACGCUCUUUUACUACCCACAAUACCCUUUAACACUGUCAAGAGCGGGACGUUUAAGCACGUGGGAUACACCGGUGUCUACAAUGUGCUUGACUACUCUGCUGUCUCAUUCCCUACCGGCUUGGAUGUAGAUGGAAGCAUCGAUGUACGCCGGGAAGACUACACUCCCCUCAGCGACGAAUGCAAAGACAUUCACGAAACCUACGAUGCUGAUUUGAUGCAUGGGCUGCCCAUCAGCUUACAGCUUGUGGCGCGGCGGCUGGAAGAAGAAAAGGUUCUGGCCAUGACUGGGCGGGUAUUAGAAGCUCUGGCUGCAUAAGAACUAAGAUGGCUUAAUGUAUACAGAGAUGCCGCUGCUUCUGUGUUGUAACAUAUAAAUAAAUAGCAUAAACAUAAAUUUAAACAGCGAAAUAUGUUUU
Molecule: messenger RNA, 1777 nt
Organism: Trichoderma virens Gv29-8
Lineage: Eukaryota; Fungi; Ascomycota; Sordariomycetes; Hypocreales; Hypocreaceae
Exons: 5
Coding region: 1-1677 (558 amino acids)
Source: RefSeq, a predicted model, not a curated record